This is a messenger RNA of Coffea eugenioides, 1830 nucleotides long. RefSeq lists its product as uncharacterized. Bases 1 to 1830 code for a protein of 609 amino acids. Gene Ontology annotation, molecular function: nucleic acid binding. The transcript has a single exon. The record is from RefSeq and is a predicted model, not a curated record. Lineage: Eukaryota; Viridiplantae; Streptophyta; Magnoliopsida; Gentianales; Rubiaceae.
AUGAUUCCCCCUCCAUCUUAUCCUUAUGGCAUGCCGGCUGGGUACAAUCCACAUGCUAUUUGUGCUUAUCAUUCAGGAGCACCUGGUCACUCCACUGCCAAUUGCCGACUCCUCAAGCAUAAAAUUCAAGACAUGUUAGAAGCAGGGGAAAUCGUGAUCAAGAAAAGAGAAGAGCGAGGACCGAAUGUGAGCAAGAAUCCCUUGCCGGAGCAUGCCGAUACUGUUGGAGUUAUCAUGGAUAAUGAGGAAUUCGAAGAGCUUGUCCGAAACAUGUCAAAUGAGACAGAAGUGUUUGGGAUAAUGGAUCAACCUUUUGUGACAGAGGAAGCAUCGUAUGAGGAAGACAAAAGGCCCUUCAUUUUAGACCUAACCCCAUCCGAAAGUGCGGCUUUAGAACCCGUGGUAAUUGAAUUCCCAGAACAAGUGCCAGUUUUAAGUUUACGACAAGUGCCGUGGAAUUAUAGUGAGCCCGUUUUGCAAAUCGGGGGUAAACAAAUUUUGAAGGAAGAAGUGUCUGCUGUUACGAGGUCAGGAAAGAUUGCAAGUUCAUCCACUGCCAGCACCCCAAUCAAACUAAGCAACCAUGAGCCAACUCCGAAACCCACAGUGACCGAAAGAGAAGCAUGGGAUUUUCUCAAGAGGCUUAAGAGAAGCGAAUACAAUGUGGCUGAACAGCUGAACAAAAUGCCUGCCCAAAUUUCCAUCUUAGACUUGCUUUUCUCCUCCGACUUGCACAGGGAUGCGUUACUUGAAGUUUUGACUCAGGCUCGGAUUCCCAAGGAUAUUUCGAUUGACAAUUUCUCGCACAUAGUCGGAAAUGUAUUGACUGCUAAGCAAAUCACUUUUUCUGAUGAAGAGCUGCCUGCGGAAGGAACUGGUCAUAACAAAGCCUUAUAUGUAGCUGUGAGGUGCAAUGGAAAAAUGUUGCCUAAAGUACUGAUCGAUAAUGGGUCUGCCCUUAAUAUUUGUCCUUGGAGCACGUUGGUGAAGUUAGGGUUGCAAGAUGUCAAAUUAAAAUCCUCAGAGACCGUAGUUCGAGGAUUCGAUGGAGCCCAAAGGGAGUCCAUAGGAGAAGUAAAUUUGGUGGUCGAAAUGGGGCCCGCUCAAUUUCAGAUAGCUUGCCAAGUUAUGCACUUUCCCAGUGUCUAUAAUGUUUUACUCGGGCGGCCGUGGCUUCAUAGCUCUGGUGCUGUGCCCUCUUCCUUGCAUCAAGUAUUGAAAUUUGUGGUGAAUGACCAGCUGAUAACCAUUUUUACUGAAGAAGAUUGCUUUGUAAUUGCCGAUUCCGAGCCUGAGGAGGAUGGUAACCGAAAUGCUUCAGUGUCUUCUUACCGUACAGCUGAUAUUGUCUCCGUGAGUUGGAUAACAAGUGAGGAUUCAAAAGACGAAAUGGUUUUGCCAGCAGCCAAUGUUAUGAUGGCCAAGGAGAUGAUUCGUGGAGGAUAUGAAUUUGAUAAGGGAUUGGGACGCAAUCUACAAGGCAUUCUGAAGCCCGUGGAACUCAUCGAAAAGAAGGACCUAUUUGGUUUGGGAUUCCGUCCGACUGCCAGAGAUAUACAAGAGAUGAAAGCACGCAAAAGGACAGGAAAAGAAGGCAAGCAAGGUGCUUUGGACAUUCUGCCACUACGUUAUACCUUUUCAAGGCCAGCUGGCAUGAUUACAUCUGAGUUUAAUCCAAUUGACGAAGUGGAGACAAGCCUGAUUCAGUUGUUUGUGGGAGCAAUAUCCGAAGAUGGUCCAUCAGAGGAUGCAGAAUUUCCAAACAUCCCAGAAGGAGCUAUACACAAUUGGACUACCAAGUACCUCCCCGUACAAAAGGAGUUUCGGUAA